CCCCACAUUUUUUUUAAAAAACUUUAUAAAGGUAGUCCCUCUUUGUGCCAGGCUGUAACUUAUUCGUAUAAAAAAGGCACCACAGAUUCGUUUUCGGUUUUUAUUUGUUCUUUUUUAUAGAGGUCUUUUCUCAUUUAUAGGAUUUGUGUUAAUCCAUGUCUGAUUAUCCUUUGCAGUAUCAAACACAAUCUUAUAUAAACAACAAUGCCAUGACUGCUGGGAAUCAAGCCGAGCAAGGUCAAAGGAACUUGAAUGAAAAUGACAACAGCCAAUUUACACUCGAUUUUGUAAGAAAUCAGCAGUUACUGUUAGCGAGCAGUAAUCAGUCAAAUACAUCAAUGCAUUCAAAUUCAAUUUAUAAACACAGUGAUAACCAGUUUUUGCAGCAUACCCAGUCUCAGAAUGUUAACAAACAAAAACCAAGCACGAUCGACAGAAACAUGCAAGUCAAUCUUACAUCAAAAAAUCAUGCGUAUUCAUCAACACCUUCAGAUUAUCAAUCUUUACUGAAUUUCUUAUUAUCUAACGAUUAUUCACCUGAUGUCUUACGAAACAUUCAUGACAAUCAACGCCAGUAUUGUGAUAUACCGUUAGCGUCUGAUAUAGGUGCCGUAAAUGAAAUGGAUAACAUCAUGGCUUCCAACCAAAAGAGUACUUACAUAAGACCACUACCUUCAUCGUGUUCAGCUGGCGUUAAUACAGAUGAGGAAAAUAACUGUGAAGCAGCAAAGUUCCCUGUAGAGCAAAGCCCAUUAGAUCCAUUGUUCCUUUUUGAUUUGCACAGCUCUCGACCACAUAUACCGGUUACAACUGAUAAAGAGCAGCCAAUGACUCAAACGAAUGAGCAGCAGUAUCGAUAUGACUCAUCUUUGAAUGGCCAGCCGAUAGCAAAUGUACCGCAAAGAUCGCAUAUCUCGCAACAAUCAAAGCAGCCACAACAACUCAAUCUUAACACACAAUCAUUACCAACACAACAGUCUCUUAUCAACAAUAUGAGUGCAAUAAAUAAUGGCAAUUACAACAAAUUCAUGGAUAUAGAAGCUCAAAACAUAACACGCAUCAGUUCUUCUGUUACCUCUCGUAUCACUCAAGGACUGAUGAACGCUGUCAGAAUCAAAUCUGCAAUUCAAGCUUAUCUAAAUGCUAACGAUCCAUUAGAUGCUGGUGAGAGAACUGUUAUUAUCAUGACAAGCAAGGUCGCCCAGAAAAGCUAUGGCACCGAGAAAAGAUUCCUAUGCCCUCCUCCGACAAUUAUGCUUGUAGGCUCCAGUUGGUGGACUACGUUCUCAGAAAGUCAACAUUCACAGCAGAAAUCAACUAGUAUCAUACAUGACGAAAGCGGUAGAGCUCGCUCCCCUCCUUCUUUGGCUAUUCGUAUAUCCGGUGAAUCAGCAAAUCAACAAAGCGGGAAAAUUGAGUGGUACAGCUCGUCAGGUGAAAUGAUUUAUCGAACCGGUACUGAAAAUAGUGAGAAUGGAUUAUCCAUGUUGCAAAAUGGUGUCAGUAAUGUGUCGAUUGAUGUAGUAGGUGACCUCAAUUCAGGAAAACACCGAACAAUGCUUGGUGAAACAAGUACAGUCACUAGCGAUGAUUCUCAAUGUGGGAAUGAACCGCUUGCAGGAGGUCGCUGUGUUUUACGACAGCUUUAUAUAAAUGAUGCUGACGAAAAAAGAAAAAAAGUUCAAUGUCUAGUAGAAGUCCAACUUGCCAACGGACUAAAACUUGGCACCCUGUCCAGUCGAGGCAUCAAAGUUAUUAGUAAGCCCACAAAAAAAAGGCAAAGUGUGAAGAAUAUGGAAUUGUGUAUUUAUCACGGAACAACCGUAUCCUUAUUCAACAGGGUACGCUCUCAAACAGGGUCGACCAAAUACUUAGGCGUUGCAUCUACUUCUGAGCACCCUUCAGUUUUCAACUAUCCAGGACGACUACAUUGUCAGUCAUCAAAAGAUCCAAAGAACGAAAGUCGUUUUGCAACGAAGACAAGCUCUUGGGAUCCAUUUAUCAUUUGGAUUGUUGAUCCUUAUAUCAAUACGAACCAGGCUAGUGAACCACAGAAUUAUGAUCGUGCUGACGAAUUCAUAGGCUAUCCUAGUUUAGUGCCAACUAUACCUUAUCCCAAACCUCCCAAAAUAGCUUUGAAGAAUAAGACAAAUCAGCCUCUAGCAAUUCGCUAUAAUCAGCAAAUUGUUUUGCAAUGCUUAACUACUGGUCUUGUAAGCCCUGUUAUGAUUAUACGAAGAGUAGAUAAGGUAUCUACGGUUGUCGGUGGGGCUCACUGUCCAUGCGAAUUUGAUCCUUCUUUUUCAGGUGGUGGUGAGUUUGGUGAUGAAGUACUCGGGGACCCUGUAUCUCAGCUACAUAAGAUAGCUUUACAAAUAGUUCAGCAUGACUGCAAUGACCCCACACGUAACAGAUCAAAAGGGUUGUCAAAUGAUCAACCGACGAAUACAUGUCAGCCAUCCAAUCUUGACAGCAACAGUUUGGCAGAACGGCGAACGAGACAAACUCAAGCAGAAAUGCUAAUGCCACAAAAAUCAAUGGGUCCUGCCAACUAUUUAGCUUGCUUAAAAGAUCUUGUAGGAACGCAUAACUCAACAAAUAAUCGUACACCUAUAAAAGGUUCUUUUUCGAAUAUCGACUUAUUUACGGCAGCAGUAGAAUCCGAAUGUUUCAAUUACACAGCGCGCGCCUUAUCAGCGAUUUUGAAUUCAAAUACGCCAUUCAAUACAGAAGUACUAAACCGUAAACGCUGUCUAUCGAUGGUGGAAGAACUCAAUGAUAGUGAAUUGCACACAAUGGAAGAUACAGAAUUGUAUGGUAAGCAAAGUCAUAAUAGUGCCAAUAAGAACGCAAGAAGACGUGUUGAUAGUUGGGAUGCCAAUUCUCCAACAUGUACUUCGAUAAUACAACAAAAUAUAAAUGUGCAAUUACCCGAUUACGCAUCAGACCAGCGCCCUACAGUUUAUCACGAUAAAUCAGCAACUGCAAAUAGAAAGCAUAGCAUAGCUGCAAAUAACGGACAAGCGUUGGCUGAAUAUGGGGCAUUCUGGUCAGAGGAUAUCUCAGAUAAUGCUGUGUGGACUAUUGUUGGAACAGAGUGUGCAAGAUAUACUUUUUGGACACCGGCGUAUCUUAACGAAGAGAGACAGAUGGAGAAGCAAUUUACAGCUCCCCUAAGCACACCAUUCCCGUGUUUAACUCACUUUACUAUUUCAUCUGAUAUGGGUGCACUUCCUAGCAAGGAUUCCGGUAUAGAACAGAAUGACGAUAAAGCUUCAAGGGAUAUCAUGACAGCAUCAGGAGAGAAUUUCACUCGAGAUCUCCAGAUAUGGUUCGGCGAUAUCAAGGCCCCAAUUACAGAAUACCGUAGUCGUGAAAUGUUAGUGUGCUGGUUACCAACACGUGCUGAACUGCUGAAAUCUGUCGGCUUAAAUAGGAGGCAUGACCUGCUCGAAAAUGAUAGCGAUGUCGAGCAUAAAACUUCUAAUAUGCCCUACAGCAUUCGUAUUCUGUUAGUAAGAGGCGAUGGAGUUGUCUAUAAAACUGGACGAUUCUAUACAUUUUGUUAAAGAGUAGUAAUAAUAAUAAAAUAUACCCAACUUCAAUUCCUUUU
Mycotypha africana is the source of this 3613-nucleotide messenger RNA. RefSeq lists its product as uncharacterized. Gene Ontology annotation, molecular function: DNA-binding transcription activator activity, RNA polymerase II-specific; RNA polymerase II cis-regulatory region sequence-specific DNA binding. Gene Ontology annotation, biological process: regulation of transcription by RNA polymerase II. The record is from RefSeq and is a predicted model, not a curated record. Lineage: Eukaryota; Fungi; Mucoromycota; Mucoromycetes; Mucorales; Mycotyphaceae. Gene Ontology annotation, cellular component: nucleus. The transcript is spliced from 6 exons. Bases 156 to 3569 code for a protein of 1137 amino acids.